AUGUGCACCCUGGAACAGCGAGGCCGCGUCUUCGUGCUCACCCUCACAGGCGACGGAGAGCACCGGCUGGGCAUCCCGCUCAUGGCCUCUAUCCGCUCAGCACUCUCCUCCGUCGCAGCCCAAGCCGCCCAGGAUGGCCCGGGGGCGGCCCUGGUGACCGUCGCCGAGGGGCGCUUUUUCUCCAACGGGCUCGACAUCGGGUGGGUGGGCACCUCCCGCGCGCGGCUCACGGAGCUUAUCGACGCGCUCCGCCCCGUCGCCGCCGACCUCCUGGCGCUGCCCAUGCCAACCGUCGCAGCCGUCACGGGCCACGCCUCCGCGGGCGGGUUCCUCCUCGCGCUCUGCCACGAUUACCGCGUCAUGCGCGCAGAUCGCGGCGUGCUCUACAUGAGCGAGGUCGACCUCGGCUUCCCCCUCCCGCCCUACUUCAUGGCACUGCUCCGCGCCAAGAUCACCGCCGCGCAGGCGCUCCGCGACGUCGUGCUACGGGGUGCCAGGAUUAGGGCCCCGCAGGCCAAGGAGAUGGGCAUCGUCGACGUCGUGUGCCCCGGCGCGCCGGAGACGGUCGCGGAGCCACUCAAGCUCGCCGAGCAGCUCGCCGCCAGGAAGUGGGACGGCGCGGUGUACUCCGCCAUCAGGAUAUCUAUGUUCCCUGACGCGUGCAUGUCCGUUGGGAUUGUCCAGGGGAGCGAUGAGGAUAAGGCCAGGAACUUUGGUUCCAGGCUGUGA
This is a messenger RNA of Lolium rigidum, 729 nucleotides long. Its product is annotated as enoyl-CoA delta isomerase 2, peroxisomal-like. Bases 1 to 729 code for a protein of 242 amino acids. The record is from RefSeq and is a predicted model, not a curated record. Gene Ontology annotation, molecular function: enoyl-CoA hydratase activity; delta(3)-delta(2)-enoyl-CoA isomerase activity. Gene Ontology annotation, biological process: fatty acid beta-oxidation. The transcript has a single exon. Lineage: Eukaryota; Viridiplantae; Streptophyta; Magnoliopsida; Poales; Poaceae. Gene Ontology annotation, cellular component: peroxisome.